Molecule: messenger RNA, 5042 nt
Organism: Gopherus flavomarginatus (Mexican gopher tortoise)
Lineage: Eukaryota; Metazoa; Chordata; Testudines; Testudinidae
Gene: ASXL2
Product: ASXL transcriptional regulator 2
Exons: 14
Coding region: 405-4772 (1455 amino acids)
Biological process (GO): positive regulation of transcription by RNA polymerase II; animal organ morphogenesis
Cellular component (GO): PR-DUB complex
Molecular function (GO): chromatin binding; DNA binding; peroxisome proliferator activated receptor binding
Source: RefSeq, a predicted model, not a curated record
CGGGGUCACAUGACCGCAGCUCCUGUACAGUAGGAUCCCAAUAUGGCAGCGGCGGCCGGAGGGGAAGCUGGACCCUGCAGCGCUCGGACCUAGGGCCACCCACCGCUCUCCCCCUCGGGACCGGAGCAGCUGCGGCCCCAGCGCCCUGGGCGGAAGGAUCGGCCGGGAGCCUGCGAGCCAGCUGCCCCCAUCGCGUGCGACAUGAGGGAGAAGGGCCGCAGGAAGAAGGGCAGGACCUGGGCAGAGGCCGCCAGAACGUAGGGCUCUGUAGUUGCUUCCUGGUUAACAGUGACUCUUCUCAGGACAAGGGCUGAGGAACUCUACUAGUUGAAUAGAGGAAUUCAUGAAUGUGAACCAGAUGCCACAUACAGCAAGAGGUCCUGGAGAAAUACCCCAAUACUCCUAUGAGCCAUAAAGAGAUUCUUCAAGUUAUCCAGAAAGAAGGACUGAAAGAAAUCAGUGGGACUUCUCCUCUUGCAUGUCUGAAUGCUAUGCUGCAUACAAACUCCCGAGGGGAAGAGGGCAUUUUCUAUAAGGUCCCAGGGAGAAUGGGAGUUUACACACUGAAGAAGGAUGUUCCAGACGGAUUAAAAGAGCUGUCUGAUGGCUCAGAAGAGAGCAGUGAUGCACAGUCAGACUCUCAAAGCUCACAGAACAGCAGCAGCUGCAGCAGCAGUAGCAGUGAUGGUGGCAGUAACAAAGAAAGGAAGAAAAGCAGAUGGAAAAGGAAAGCAAAGUCUGAGAAAUCAUUGGAGUCCAGUGCUGCUGGUGAUAUCACAAGCAAUUCCUGUUUCCACUGUCAAGAGCAGCUACAAUGGCUCAAUGAAGUGCCAUCUAGACUGUCACAGACAUGCUCCCCGCCAUCAGGCUGCCCGUCUCCUUCCAUCCCAGCGGGUAAAGUCAUCUCACCAUCCCAGAAGCACAGCAAGAAGGCACUCAAACAGGCCCUGAAGCAGCAGCAACAGAAGCAGCAGCAAUGCAGAGCAGGCAUGCCUGUAUCUUCUAACCAGCAUCUUCUACUGAAGACUGUGAAGGCAGCCAGUGACUCCACACCUGCUAAACCUGCUUGGGAAGGAAGGCAGUCAGAUGGACAAUCAAGCAGCCCUCAGAACUCCACCUCCAGCUCCUCUCCCUCUGUUAAGGGUGAUAACUCUCUGCCAGGUUUGGGGAAGAAACCAUUCCAGAGAUCUGACAGACUCCAUGCAAGGCAGCUGAAGAGGACGAAAUGUGCUGAAAUUGAUGUGGAAACACCUGACUCCAUCUUAGUGAACACAAAUCUGCGGGCGCUGAUCAACAAGCACACGUUCUCUGUCUUACCUACAGACUAUCAGCAACGGCUGCUGCUGCUGCUCCCCGAGGUGGACAGGCAGGUUGGGGCAGACGGUUUGAUGAAGAUGAGUGGCUCAGCACUCAACAAUGAGUUCUUCACUUCAGCUGCCCAAGGCUGGAAAGAGAGGUUGUCAGAAGGUGAGUUCACCCCAGAAAUGCAACUGAGAAUACGGCAGGAGAUUGAAAAGGAGAAGAAAGUGGAGCUAUGGAAGGAACGAUUCUUUGAGAGUUACUAUGGUCAAAGUUCUGGAAUGAGUCCUGAAGAAUCCAAGAGACUGACAACAUACACCAGCACUCGUGACACACAGGCCAGGAAUCCACCAGCUGAACAGAUGAAAUGCAUGCUAGUCUCCAAGGCACCACCCAGUAAAGAAGAGAGAACUCCUCUGUCAGAGUCUAAAGCACAAGCAGUGCAGGUGCCACCACCAGCAGGGAAAAAAGGAGGAGAGGAAAGAAGAGAAGAUGUGCAUCCCCAAUCAGGCAAACCUGCAGCAUCAGUAAAUUCCUCAGAUAACAAUGCUCUGAAACUUAAUGACCAAACUCUCUCUAGGCCUCUGAAGGGUACUAAGGAAUCCAUGCAAGAGAAGCCACAAGCUGCCUCUGGUCAGAAGGCAGACGAAGAAAGACAGCAUGUUCCAUCCAAGGAUCUGUCAGUAAAGGAGAACACAAGCACCUCAGCCUUGGCCCCAAACAAACCAAAGAGCCCCAAAGCAGGCGAAGCAGUGGCAAGCAUGGCAAGUCAAGUGACUCCACAGGACACAUCUAAAAAGGAACCCCCUGCAACUGAACAAAUGGAUGUCAGUGCUGAGGGCCUCAAGAGGAAGUCAGAGAGUCAGGAGGAAGCACCAAUCAGUCCUGAAAAAAAGCCACGAGUCAUGGACAACUGCCAGUACCAGCAGUCAUUUCGGACCCAACCGCAGUCCUUUCCUGCAGCUGGGGAGGGGGCACAGGGGCGAAAGGUUCCCCCACUCAAGAUUCCUGUCUCCAGAAUCUCCCCAAUGCCAUUUCUUGCUAGCCAGGUCUCUCCCAGGGCUUACUUUCCAACCUCUGUCACCAGUCCUGGAAGAACAGGGGCCAGGACUUUGGCAGACAUCAAAGCAAAAGCCCAGCUGGCCAAGGCCCAGAGGGCAGCUGCUGCAGCAGCAGCCGCUGCCGCUGCUGCCUCCAAUGGAGGAGCCAUCCCAGGGCCUGGUCCAGGAGGUGGUGGUGGCCCAGGAGGGGGAGGAAGAGAGGAGAAGAGUAGUACAGCAACAAAUGGAACCAAUGAAACUGGAAUUAAGGGCAGUGCACUGGAACUGGCAGGAACUGGAAGCGGGGGAAGUACGAGAAGGCCUUUUCCCCAUUGUCCAGGGACCCAUUCCCAAGCGGAGACCCAGGCCACAAAGUGGACAGCACCUCUCAGUGUCUCUAGAGCACAACUACAGCAAACGCCCACAAUACAAUCCAGAACUGCAACCAGCAACAAAGGCAAAGAUUCAUCAUCACCAGCUCCACCAGCAUUAGAGAAAAUGAACAGAAUAAAAGUGAGCCCUCCAAAUGUGACUGUAAGUCAGGUUUCCAGACCAUCCGUGGUCUCAGGCCACAUAUAUACUCUCAGUAAUGACAGACAAGAGAAAGCACCUUCAGCUCCAGCAGGUCUAAGCCAGAUCUCAGGGGCACCACCUGUCAGGGAUGAAGCAGUCUAUGUCAAUGUAUCCAGAGCAGGUGCUGACAAAAAUGUGACUAAGUCAGCACUUACUGCCACAGAAGAGACCAGCUUAAGUAUUCCUAAGAGCAAACCUCUUUCCCCUCUCAUGUCUUCGCUGGCAGUGGUAACCUCAGAAAAUCAGGCUGGUGUUAUGGUAGCAUCUACUAUCUCUACUCCAUCCUAUAGCACUUUGUCAGUAGCCCCUAGCCUUAAAGUACAUAUAGCUCCCUUGAGCACAAGUGGGCCCCUUCUGAAGACAAGCUCCAAUAUUCCUGCUAACAAUCCCUUGGUCACCCAGCUGCUCCAAGGAAAAGAUGUCCCAAUGGAACUAAUCAUGCCUAAGCCUCUCACCAAAGUAGAAAUGAAAACUGUCCCAUUAGCUCCAAAUGAAUCAAAAGGGUCGGCAUUUUCCAUUGCCACAAGCACAGCUGGGAAUGGCUCUGGAGGGGAAAGUAGUGAGAGACAAUCAAAUGUAGCCAUGCAGCAAUUUGGAAAGAUAUUUUUCCCAAGCAGGCAGUUGCCCCAUGUUCCAAGGACCUUUCCCCUCUUUUCCGGAAAGGACCUGAGGAGCACUAGUAUUGACCAAUACCAGUGCCAAGAGGCACUCAACAAAGCCACUCAAGAGCAGAUCCUUCAGACUCUUAUCAAGCGGGUUCAGAGGCAGAAUCUGUUCUCAGUCCUGCAGCCUUCACAGCUCAGCCUCGUUCACUCAGGUUUCCAGUUAGACAACAGCUCCACCAGUCAGAGAUUCAUGCUGGGUUUCAUGGGUAGGAGGACAUCCAAGCCUGCCAUGUCUGGCCAUUACCUGCUGAAUAUUUCCACCUAUGGUCGUGGGUCGGAGAGUUUCAGGAGAGGUCUGUCCAUGAAUCCUGAGACCCGCUUGUGUCGGAAUGAUCCUUCUGAUGAUCCAAAAAUAGAAUUUGGGGAAUGUGAAGAAAUAGCUGGCAAUGGUAGCAGCAGUGAUGAAGGAGAUGCAGAUGAUGAGAGUACUGGUGAUGAACGUGAACAUAUCAUUGUAAAAGAGGAAUCCCUGGUUUCCCAAGUCUCUGGCCAGCAUGAAAGAGAACAGGUAUCACACAGUGUAAACGCUUCUUCAGACUACAAUGUGCCUGUUAGACAGAAUGUAAAGAAGGAGGCCGUCUUAUCUCAGCAAGCAGCAGACAGCCAGGAGAGUGUUCACCAGUUCCCAGGAGGCCAGGUGUUUGAUGGAACUGCAUUAGCAAGAGAUUUAAUUCAGGCAGCCCAGGAGCAAAUGGCACAUGCUAUGAGGGGAAAAAUGAUGCACAGCAAUCCUGAGGCUUACAGUGCUUCUGCACCAUCUUCAGACUCUGUGUUGCAGCAGCCUCCACUGCUUUCCCAUUCGCAUCCUCCAAAGCUAUAUGGAAACACUGCAGCACAGCUCAUUGGUCCUAGUUACAGUGGCACUAUAAAUGUCUCCACCUCUCCAGAUGUGAACCAAGGGUCUCUCAUGACCGGGCUAUCCAAGUGCAAUCAGUUGGCCAGUAGCAUGGGGAACGUCAUGUCUUUCUCUGUGACUGUAACCACCAUUCCCGCCAGCCAGGCUGUGAACCCUGGCAACCACAAUCAGACCAUCCCAGUUCAAGCCUUUGGUGAUGACAACAACAUGGAGGAUUCGCCUUCUAAAUGCUACUGCAGGUUGAAAGCCAUGAUCAUGUGCAAGGGUUGUGGUGCCUUCUGCCAUGAUGACUGCAUCGGCCCCUCUAAGCUCUGUGUCUCCUGCCUUGUAGUACAGUAACUGAGACAUAUGGGAUGAGGAGAAGGUUGGCUUGGUUUUGUGCCUCCUUUUGAAAUUCUUUGCGGGAAGAAAGAGGAGUUUUACUGCCUUGCACAAGAGACACAUUACUGAAUCAGGAAUACAGAGUAGCGUUCUUCUUUCAUUGAAGAAAGAGCACCUUGUUGUAUAGUGAGUCUAAGUGAGCUCAGCUGUGUGAAUUGUGACAAGAGUUUGCACUUAAGGAAUCAUGUAAAUAUGUCACAUUAUUUUGUUUAAAAAUUAUUUUUUCAA